Lodderomyces elongisporus is the source of this 927-nucleotide messenger RNA. RefSeq names its product S-adenosylmethionine-dependent methyltransferase. The record is from RefSeq and is a predicted model, not a curated record. NCBI's taxonomy places the organism in Eukaryota, Fungi, Ascomycota, Pichiomycetes, Serinales, Debaryomycetaceae. The transcript has a single exon. Gene Ontology annotation, biological process: protein methylation. Bases 1 to 927 code for a protein of 308 amino acids. Gene Ontology annotation, molecular function: protein methyltransferase activity. Gene Ontology annotation, cellular component: mitochondrion.
AUGACACGUCUUACAGCAAAGCUUAUCCGAAAAGCUAAAGGUGUUUCACGACUCCUUCCGCCUCUAUUAAGAGCCAAUAGAGACAUUAAUAGAGCGCAGUUGGAGCUUAAAUGGAUCAAAAACGAAUUGCCAAAGGAAGAAUGGAUUAUGGCGAUUAAUCGACGAGCUCGACUAGUUCCACUUCAAUAUAUCUUAAAGUCACAGCCAUUUGGUGGACUAUCUAUUGCAUGUAGAGAAGGAGUUUUAGUACCAAGAUGGGAAACAGAAGAGUGGUGUACGAGAUUAGCAGAGUUGUUGGAAAAGAAUAAUGCUAGAACUCUUAAAUUCGUGGAUGCUUGCACGGGAACUGGUUGCAUUCCACUACUAUUGAAUCAUCAGAUCAAAUAUUUUGCAGAUAAAUUUGAAGCUAUCGGGUUUGAUGUUUCUAUCGAGGCAUUGGAGUUAGCAAAAAAGAAUUUGAAAACAUAUAUCUCAAAUCAUGAUAUGUCGUCUACACAAACAAAAAUUUCUUUCCAAAGUGCAAAUGUAUUUGAUCCUAAUCUUUGCAAAAAUUUCUCCGAGAUUGGCGACAUUGAUAUUGUUACAGCUAAUCCACCAUACAUCCCAGCCGAAGAUUACCUCAAGUCAACACAGAGAAAUGGCGUAGAGAGGUCCGUGAGGCUAUACGAACCACGUUUAGCCUUAGUAGGAGAUGUCGAAUUUUACACACAGUUGAUAAACAACGUUGUUCUACCAUUGUCUGCAAAAGGGUUUGUAUUUGAGCUAGGCUACGUGCAUCAAGCCUGUGCUGUACGACAAGCUUUGGAUUCUAAUCUUUGGGGAGUAGGCACCAUGAAUGAUUCGGCUACCAAAUUGCGAUGCGUGGUGGGGUGGCGAAAAGGUGAAAGUCUAACCUUUUUGGAAUCAUUAUGUGAUACAAUUUUAUGA